UCUGUCUGUCUCAGCCUCUCCUCCUCGUUCAAGGCUUCUGUCUCCCCGUCUCCCCACUGCCAACUCCUCCUCUGACCACUCACCCCUCCAGGCCACGAUGUCGGCCCAGGACAGCUGCCUCAGCCUCAUCAAGUACCUCCUCUUCGUUUUCAACCUCUUCUUUUUCGUCCUAGGCAGCCUGAUUUUCUGCUUCGGUAUCUGGAUCCUCGUGGACAAGACCAGCUUCGUGUCAUUUGUGGGCUUGUCCUUCAUGCCCCUGCAGAUCUGGUCCAAGGCGCUGGCCAUCUCAGGGGUCCUCACCAUGGGCCUGGCCCUGCUGGGCUGCGUGGGGGCCCUAAAGGAGCUGCGCUGCCUCCUGGGCCUGUAUUUUGGGAUGCUGCUGCUCCUGUUUGUCACCCAGAUCACCCUGGGGAUCCUCAUCUCCACUCAGAAGAUCCGGCUGGAGCGGAAGGUGAAGGAGCUCGUGCAGGAGACGAUCCAAAACUACCGCUCGGACCCGGAGAAGUCCGCGGCGGAGGAGAGCUGGGACUACGUACAGUUCCAGCUGCGCUGCUGCGGCUGGAACUCUCCCCAGGACUGGUUCCGUGUGCCCAGCAUGAGAAACAACGCGUCGGUGUUCAACGUGCCCUGCUCCUGCCGUAACUCAUCGGGGACCAACGACUCGGCGAUCUUCAAUACGACCUCCCUCUCCCAGUUCAGCCGCGGCGGAGCCCUGGCGCGGCCCAGACACAGCGCGGACCUGUGCGUCGUCGCUGCAAACAGCGGCACCUACCGCGAGGGCUGCGCGCGGAGCCUGCAGAAGUGGUUGCACAACAACCUCAUCUCCGUCGUGGGCAUCUGCCUGGGCGUCGGUCUACUCGAGGUGAGUGUGGCGGGGCUGAGCCUGCUCCUGCCACGCCGAGCAACCCGCCGGGAACCCCAGCCGCCGGGGCCGGGCGCCGAGGGUUCGUGCCCAGGGCCGGGCCUGAGCGCGGAUGGCGGCAACGGGCGAGGCGGUGUGCUGAGCAGCAGCGGGCGUAGCGGCAGUCUGUGGGGUGGCUGGGGCAGGGCGGAUGCUUGCCCCAACUGGGGGGACAAGGCCCCGCAGGGCAAGCUGCCCAUGGCCCUGGGGCCCUGGCCGCUUUGGGAUCAAGACGAGGAACAGCCUGAGACCGGGAGCGCGGGCGCGCAGGCGGAGGCAGACAGGAAGACAGAGGCGCCUCCAGAAUAAAGGGCUUGGUCCAGAUCGCACUACUUUUCCAGACUCUAGACCUGCGUUAGACGCAGCUGGUUCCUCCUACCCCGACCUAUUCCUACCUCCCGGCCGGUCAGCAUCUUUUGGUUGACCUAUCCCAUGACCUCCUGCCCUUUUACCCUUAACUCCACCCUCCCCCUCUCUUCGUCUCUUCCCCUAAACGCCCUUCCUGGACCCCAUCUUUCACAACCAGGCCCAGUUCUCCCUCUAGCCCCGCCCUACCCAACUCUAGGUCUCAUUUCCUUUUCUGGACCCACCCCCUGACUUUCCUCCCAUAGGACCCCCCACACACCCCAUCUUCCUCUCAUCGCCACCCCCUCG
Molecule: messenger RNA, 1555 nt
Organism: Myotis myotis
Lineage: Eukaryota; Metazoa; Chordata; Mammalia; Chiroptera; Vespertilionidae
Gene: CD37
Product: CD37 molecule
Exons: 8
Coding region: 98-1210 (370 amino acids)
Cellular component (GO): membrane
Source: RefSeq, a predicted model, not a curated record